This is a messenger RNA of Cucurbita pepo subsp. pepo (vegetable marrow), 486 nucleotides long. Lineage: Eukaryota; Viridiplantae; Streptophyta; Magnoliopsida; Cucurbitales; Cucurbitaceae. The record is from RefSeq and is a predicted model, not a curated record.
AUGCGUCCUAGUGAGAAGUUGUUAAUGGAUGGUGGUGAAAAGCUCUCGCCUAAGGAUACUACUCGCUAUCGGAGUGUUGUUGGUGCUCUCCAAUAUUUGUCUCUGACACGUCCUGAUAUAUCCUUCUGUGUCAAUAGAGUGUGUCAGUUCAUGUCCUCCCCGACUUCUAUACAUUGGGCGGCAGUCGAAAGAAUUCUCCAUUAUCUACAUGACACUAUUGAUAUGGGCUUGUGUCUUAUAAAGUUUAGCACUGAUUUGCUGAGUGCCUUUUUGGAUGCUGAUUGGACCGGGAAUCCUGAUGAUCGUCGAAGCACGGGAGGCUAUGCGAUCUUCUUUGGUGGCAAUCUUAUCUCCUGGAGUUCAAAGAAACAAUCGAUGGUUUCUCGUUCUAGUACGAAGGCCGAAUAUAAGGUGGUUGCUGAUGCCACUGCCGAAUUAAUUUGGAUCCAAGUCCUCUUACGUGAGCUCGGGAUCUCGCAAGCGUGA